GACAACAUUAAAUUCGUUUUUCUCUUUCGUUUGAAGACUGUUUCACUUUCCCGCAGAAAAUAGGGUGUCGAAUCUGUCCUAUAACCUCCGUUAUAUUUUUUACUAUUUAAAGAUCGAAGAUGAAUCUUUUAUGAUAAUUGUGGAUUAAUUCAUGUAAAGAUUGUUCUAAGUGAUGUUGUGUAAGAUCGUUUGUGUUCUUGCGGUCACUCUGUAGCGUUUUAAAAAAUUAAACAUGGCCUCGAACCGAGGAAUUCAGAUCGGAUCCGCGUGGUUUCAACGGAAGCUGAACUUGAGGCCGCAGCACCGGGGCGUGCACCUUGUCACUGAGGAGAUCCUCAAGCAGGUGCCGGAGCUCUCGCAGUUCGCUGUCGGCCUCUGCCAUAUCCAAAUAAUGCACACAUCGGCGAGUCUCGCACUCAACGAGAGUUGGGACCCUGAUGUCAGAGACGAUAUGGAGAUGAUGCUCAACAAAAUUGUGCCAGAGGGCUUGCCUUACCGCCACUCAUGCGAGGGCCCUGACGACAUGCCGGCCCAUGUGAAGGCUUGCUUCUUGGGCUCCUCCCUCACCAUCCCCAUCACAGAUGGCAAGCUCAACCUUGGCACAUGGCAAGGUGUUUGGCUCUGCGAGCAUAGGAAUCACGCUGGCAGCCGAAAGGUGGUAGUGACGCUGUCGGGCUGCCCGCGCGACUCGCCGCUGUCGCCCGUGUCGGCCGCGUCGUGUUCCAGUUAGGAGCGGGGGGGGGGCGCGACCCCCCACACACACUCUCACUCGCGCCCCUCCUCCAAAAGCACGCGGAGGUAAACCCCGCGCCGACACCUUUUAUAUCCCACACCUAAGAUAGACAUAGUUCUUACUCUUAUCUUCGAGCGACAAUAUGUACAUAAGAUAAAUAUUUUGUAACGCCUCGCGUGCCACCUCACACGCGGGCCUGUGCGAGCCGAGCUCCUAUUUGUAAUAUAGCGUUAUAGGAAUUGAAGGCGCUCCGGUGUCGAGUAGCUCGAAAAGCGCCCAGCCCGCGGCGAGGUGCCACGCGGACACAGACCCUAUUAAUGUUACGUUCAGUCGAAAUUAAUGCUGAACCCGUUGAACUUGUACAUAAAAAUUAUGUGCGAUGGUUUUAAAGUAUACAUAAAGUAAUUGUUGUUUUGUUAUUGCAACUUGUCGAUAUAAUGUAAAUAGAUCACGCGUGGACGUUGUGACAUUCCGCUUCGUAGAUUCGGUUCGAUCGUUGAAGGAGUUCAUCUGGUACCUACUUUUACCAUUAGUGAUCAUAUAAUACGUUAGGAGAAAAUAUGAAAUAAGAAGUAAUGAAUUGAAAGGAUCGAAUAUUUUUCACUACUGCACUCGUUCAAAUUUUUUCAAAGUACACCUGGAGACACUAUAUUUUUUAACAUGGCAGCACGUUAGACAUUUUUAUGGAUUCGGACACUCAUUUUACUACACCAAUUUUGUAUGUAAUCGCACUGGUUAACGGUCAGUUCGUGUAAGUUUUAAGAGCUGAAUGUAGGUUAUUAUAGUUAAGUACUUUGUACGUGUAUGAUAGCUCCCUUCUCUCUCCGUGUUAGGUUAGACUUUACUAACGAUUAGUACGUGGAACAUGUCCAUAGCUUUAAUUGUGUCACACCCGUUGUAUCAACGGGUCCUUCGCGGGAUGACAAAGAGCUAACAUUUGGUACCACUAGAUAGUAGUUGUAUAUCAUUACUCUUAAGAUCAUGUAAGUGCCUCGAAUUUAUGGGGUGGUCAAGAAUUAAUUUGCAGACUCGUUUCCGAGACUCGGUUUGUGAGUCGCGAAGACUGAACUCGGCCGGCGUGGCCGGGCGCCCGGGCCGGUGACACGCUCUCCGGCGCUGUACACUCGCGCCCUCUGACACUACGCUCCUAGGUGUUCCGUUUCCAUUCAUUUGUUGCUAUGUUUACAUGUUUAUUACGUCGAUUAUAUUACGGAUGCAAUCAAUUUCACGAUUACAGAAUAUACUAAUUAUAGGUGAAAACAAUUUAAUUUGGCGAUGUCUAUAAAGGCGUAUGUGUAUAGUUGUAAUGUCUUCCUAUGUAAGUUCCAUGUCACAUAACAAACAUUAGUAUAAUGUAAGUGAAUGUGAACGGUAUUAGGGUAUACAAACGUCACCUUUAUAUCCGGCCACAUCUAUAUAAAUUAGAUAAAGUAAUAAAAUUAUUGCGAUAGGGGGCUCCAAAUUGAAUCUAAAUUUGAGCAUAGUCAUUAUUAUACAUAGUUAUCAGGUGGAGUAAUCAGUAGCGGGUGUUUUGUAUGAUACGAGUCGUAGUGGAAAUUACAUAAUGUAAUUGGUUCACUAAUUUUACAGGGUUGAGAACCUUGUCGUUUUACAGGAAUUUAUAAUACUCAUUCCAUGUUCGACAUUCCAUCAACAGCGGAACUCAGUAGACGUCGUCUCGGGCUCGCACGCGGCGCGCUUGCGACCGUUUCGUUGCGUUCGGCUUUAGAUGUCCCAUCGAGAUCGCUUGUGUGGCACAAUUUUACACUUAGUUAGGAGUUAAUAAAUUAUAAAUAGUAGGGUACCGUUGCGUUAAGUAAAUAUUUAUUAAGCGGUGUUGACAGUGGCACGCGACACGCGAGCUCGCCGCGUCAUCGCGACACGCCGCACACACGUUGUUUUGAUACCGCAUUGUACAAAGUGUAGAUGUCUUACAUUGAUGGUAUGGUUCAUCUCAUGGACUGCUUGAACUUACUUCACUUAGGGAGCUUGUUGUACGUUCAUAUUCGGGCUUUUGAUAGAUUCACGUUUAACUUUUAAACAAUUUUUAAGUUUUUUAUAAAUCAUGGUAGUCAUAGGAAUCGUUUUUGGAAUUAUCUAAACAGCUUUAUAAAGCUUAAUUACGCUUCGAAUGAAUAUAUUGUUUAUUAAUUAUCCAUAUGAAUAAUUUACCUUGUGUGCAUUAUCAAUGUUCUAUGUAACAAUAGAUUCGCGCGUUAUCUCAGUUUUUUUACCGCUUAAAAUUUUAUUGCAUUCUUAUAAACUUUUUGGAUUGUUCUCGGAGGUGUGUGCAAAGGGUUGGCUAUUAAGUGCUUUUUAACACAUAAUUAAUUAAGGACUUGUAAAUAUUUUUUGCAUAAAUAUAGUGUACAUGUACGUUUAUCCAUGUACAUAAUGAUUCAUCGUAAUGUAAAAAUGUUCAAGUGCUAUUGGUGUAUGGGUGUAAUGUAUGCCACUGCCAUGAAGAUUUGCCUGUUUGUUAUAUUAUUGGUUUUAAUAUUCAAAAUAAAAACAUUCUUUUAAAUGUCAUUAUAUUGUAAAAUAAAUAAAAGUAAAUACAAUAUACUUAUUAUUAGUAAUCCGAAAUCCUACUAAGUAGAUAAGUUUUCAAAGACGAAAGCGACUGGUUCGCAACAUAUAAUAACAUUCCUUUUGUUUAUCUUAAGACAUUCCUGUCGCGGGGCAUGUUUUGUUGAACCGUGAUAAUAUAGGCUAGAGAUGUCCCCAGUUAGGCUGUUCACUAACAACGAAUAAGUCUAGUGUUUUACCUUUAAGUGGACUCCCAACUCCCAUCCAGAUAAAACAAGUUGAUUAUGUAAAUUGAGUGCUAAUAUUUUAUGUAAACAUACAUUUUAGUGGCUGUAUGAUCGACGAGUACCUGUAUUAUGUAUAUAAUUAAUGUUUACAGAUUUAGGGACUAUGUAAACAAAUGUUGCCUUGUAAUUGUGUUUUAUACGGUUGUCAGUUUGGCUGCACCACAGAAUUCUAAUAGUUUAUAGUUCUCGCAGUUGUUAAUGAACCACACAUUGAUAAUCUACUUGUUUAGAGUGAGUGCCGCUGCUUGUAUGGCCACUAAGGUGUCGAGGUGCAUAAGCUACGAAAUCGUACAAUACUUAACCGCAGUUAUCAAAUUAGCCGAUGUUAAUACUUGUAUCAAGUGAUUAUUUGUUAUUUCAUGUAUUCUGUUGUAAUGUUUAAAUAUAUUAUGUAAUGUAACAGUUCAAUAAAUAGGGCACAUUUUAUCAAAUUAUUUAUGUAUUUAGCAAACAAGUAAGCGUCAUUCAUUUGUUAAACAUAUUUAAUAUUAAUUGCACUUAGGAAAAUGAGGUUGUAUUCAAGAUUAAUAAAAUAACCAAAAAGAAAGACAAAUAAUUUGUAUGUAUAUUAUUUAAGAUCAGUAAAAGUUAUUAUAUCAAUAUUAUGAUUGUACAGUUGAUUGAUUCACGUUUUUCUUAGAGGAUCUUUGUCAGUUGUAUAUUGUUGGUUUUUUGCGCUCACUUGUAUAUGACGUUGGGAUAUCUGUCACGAAAAAAAUUUGAUUGUAUCAUAUAACUUGUACAAUAUAAAUAUAUAGAUCCACAAUUAUGAAAGAGAUUAAAUAUUUGCAAAAGUUAA
This is a messenger RNA of Trichoplusia ni (cabbage looper), 4348 nucleotides long. RefSeq names its product UPF0047 protein YjbQ. The transcript has 4 exons. The record is from RefSeq and is a predicted model, not a curated record. NCBI's taxonomy places the organism in Eukaryota, Metazoa, Arthropoda, Insecta, Lepidoptera, Noctuidae. Bases 233 to 730 code for a protein of 165 amino acids.